Messenger RNA from Coniosporium apollinis CBS 100218, 774 nucleotides. RefSeq names its product glucose 1-dehydrogenase. The coding region runs from base 1 to 774 and encodes 257 amino acids. The record is from RefSeq and is a predicted model, not a curated record. The transcript has 3 exons. NCBI's taxonomy places the organism in Eukaryota, Fungi, Ascomycota, Dothideomycetes. Gene Ontology annotation, molecular function: oxidoreductase activity, acting on the CH-OH group of donors, NAD or NADP as acceptor.
AUGUCAGGCCUUCUCGCAGGUCGAGUAGCCGCCAUUACGGGAGGAGUCACUGGUAUAGGCCGAGCCAUUGCCCUUGAGUAUCUUAAGCAAGGCGCUUGUGUAUCGGUCAAUCACUUCGAGGAUGAGAAGUCUGCGCAGCAAUUCAAGAGCAUGGAACGAGAGGCUAUCGAAGGUGCGAAACUGAUUGCGGUGCCUGGAGAUAUAUCGAAGCAGGAGACAGCUAUACGGCUGGUGGAUGAGACGGUGAAGGCGUACGGGAAGUUGGACGUGUUUGUGAGUAAUGCUGGGAUAUGCCAGUUUGCGGAGUUUCUAGACAUCACACAAGACCUCUUCGAAUUCCAUGUCUCUACGAAUCUCCAUGGCGCCUUCUACGCCACGCAAGCUGCAGCGCGCCAGAUGGUCAAGCAAGGCCACGGCGGCUCCAUCAUCGGGAUCUCUUCCAUCUCGGCUCUCGUGGGCGGCGCACAGCAGACGCACUAUACACCCACGAAAGCCGGCUUGCUGAGCCUGAUGCAAUCCUGUGCUUGUGCGCUGGGCAAGUACAACAUUAGGUGCAAUGCACUGCUACCGGGCACUGUUCGGACGCAGCUGAAUGAGAAGGAUCUGGCGGAUGAGCAGAAGCGGAAGUAUAUGGAAGGGAGGAUACCGCUUGGGAGGACGGGCGUGCCGGAUGAUCUGGCUGGCCCCGCGGUCUUCUUAGCGAGCGACUUGUCCAAAUACGUGAACGGUGCACAGCUCCUCGUUGACGGAGGUCUAUUUGUUAACCUUCAAUAA